Messenger RNA from Dendrobium catenatum, 1434 nucleotides. Its product is annotated as sister chromatid cohesion protein DCC1. Lineage: Eukaryota; Viridiplantae; Streptophyta; Magnoliopsida; Asparagales; Orchidaceae. The record is from RefSeq and is a predicted model, not a curated record. Gene Ontology annotation, cellular component: chromatin; Ctf18 RFC-like complex; chromosome, centromeric region. Bases 136 to 1317 code for a protein of 393 amino acids. The transcript has 3 exons. Gene Ontology annotation, biological process: maintenance of mitotic sister chromatid cohesion; mitotic sister chromatid cohesion.
AGGGCGGGCUUCUUUGGUGAAGUCGCGCCCAAAGAAGCGCGAAAAUUUUCUAAAUCCGGUGCAUCUGAUAUCCAAAAUGCGGGAUUCCCUCUCCUAGGCUGGAGCGAGGUGGAGAGAGGGGGAAGAGAGGGGGGGAUGGAAGUCCAGAAAAAACGAGAAGGUUGGGAAGGUCAGGCGGAAGCCAGCCUAAGCCUGACACCGGGUUCUUCGAUCCCCAUUUGCUACCACUCCCAAUUCGGGUCUCACGACGAUCUCCUUCUCUUCGAGGUUGACGACAAGCUUCUUCCUGAUGUUCUAGGAAACCGGGUUUCAAUUCGAGGACAGCCUGAUGAGGAUGCGGUACUUUGUACUCUUUCAUCCACUUAUGCUAUGAAGUUUGUUGGCACAUCCAACUCUGUAUUCUUGAUCCCUCCAGGAGACUCGAUUCCAGCCAUGAAAACUACUUCUGCCAAUGAUGAGAUGAGCACCUCAGUGGUUGCAUCUGUCAUCACAGUUGCACCAGGUAACAUUGAAUUGAUCCAAGCAGCACCAAAGCUUGAUAAGUUACAGAAACUUCUCAGCGAGAACCCUUACAAUCUUGAAGAAGAUUUAUCUUCCAGUUCAGUGCACAGCGGAGGCCUACACAGGUGGCAAGACCUUGUUGAAACAAUCCAAGCAAGUGAAGAAGAGAUAAGAGCUGCGUUGAAGUCCCUCUCUGCUGUGGAAAUUGAUGGGUACUGGAGGAUUGUUGAUGACAAAACAAUGCAUGAAACCUUAGAUAUGAUCUUACGCAACUCAGUCCUGCAUGACUGGAAGAUAAGUGCACUCAGUGAAGAUUGUGUCCUGUCCACCAUGGAAGCUGAUGGCUUUCCACCCAGGAUAGUUUCACACUGCCUUGAAACUCAUGGAAGCAAAGUAUAUUGUUCUAACGAUAAUUUAUGGAGACUAGAUGAAAAACGGGUAUGCCUACGAUUUGCCCUUCGUGUUUUGAGCGGAGGAAAGAUGAAGCUCGAGAGUUUCAUGGACAAGUGGGAACACAGUAUCCCUCCAGGAAUGAAGGCAGAUUUGAAAAUGCUUGAGGGUGAAGUUUUAUAUGAAAAACUUGGAGUUGAAGAGUGGAUUCGUGCUUUCAGCAUCUCAGCUCUUCCUUCAGAUCCAGCCAACCGCUUUGCUGCUUUGUUUCGGGAGCGGCAAAAGUGGGAAUGGAAGGACUUGGAGCCCUAUAUCCGAGAUAUUCGUGUGCCUGGCCUCUCUACAGAAGGUUUGCUUAUCAAAUAUACUCGUAGAACACAGCCAAAUGCAGAAGCUGAACCUAUAUUCAGUUCAAGAUAUACCUAGUUUUUUUUUUUUUGAGAGAUUUACAUAUAUACCAUUCUAUACUAUUCUAUUUACAUAUUUAACACAUGAAACUUUAAUAUUACAUACAUACCACCCACAGUUCAUUUUCACAUCAAA